Molecule: messenger RNA, 954 nt
Organism: Neltuma alba
Lineage: Eukaryota; Viridiplantae; Streptophyta; Magnoliopsida; Fabales; Fabaceae
Product: protein SENSITIVITY TO RED LIGHT REDUCED 1-like
Exons: 1
Coding region: 1-954 (317 amino acids)
Cellular component (GO): cytoplasm; nucleus
Source: RefSeq, a predicted model, not a curated record
AUGGCAACAUCAACUAGAAAGGUCACCUUUGAUGAAUUUUUUCGAGCUCUUUUCAAUGAAAAAGGAGAACAAUGGACUCCCACAGAUCUACGAGAUGAUCAUGAUAGAAAAGAAGCACUGAAGCAGAAAAUGGACAAAUUCAUAAAUGAACUUGAAAGCUCUCAAUUUUAUCAUGAUUUUCGAGACGAGGUACAAGGUUCUCAUAUUUCUGAACACAUUCGCUGGUUUUUGGUGUCAGAGUCAAAGAUGCGAAUAGUAAUUUAUGGUAUAGGUAGCAUUGAAUCAGAUGAGAAACACUCACCUACAUUACAACUUGGUCUUGCAUUAUUAAUGAAAAAAGAUUUUGGUUGGAUUGAGGGGAUAGAAUUAUUUGAUCCUAUCCUUUCAAAAACUGAAAUCCAAGUUUUGGAAUCUCUUGGUUGUUCUGUCUCAUAUCUCAACGAAUAUGGAAGGAGGAAAGUCCUAAAACCAACAAUGUUCUUCAUGCCACAUUGUGAUAUAAGGCUAUACAACAACCUUCUGGAAGAAAAUUGGAAACCGGAGCUAUUAAGCAAUAUUAUCAUAUUUGGUAACAGCUUUGAUUCUUAUAUCAAGCAUCCUCCAGAUGUUUCAAAGAUCUUCCAUACAAAUGAUCCAAGAAUAAGAAAAUUAGGUAUUUGGGCACUGAUGGGAAAUAUUUUAGCUUCUCAAACAUUUACAAGUGAGUUUAAAAUGAGGACAAUUUCUUAUGAUCGUCAUAAAAUUGGUCAAGAUGCAAGUUUCCAGCGAGACUGUGAUAUUUCCUUUUUCAAUUUAAGUUGGCAUUUUUUUAGCUCUCUCACAAGGAGAAGGAUGCGAUUAGUGAGAGAGAAUACUAGAAACGAAUAUGGUGCAUCUGUGGGACUGAGAUCGAGAAUUGUAGUACGUCAGAAAAAAGAAAAUGUGGCUACCAGCAACACGUCUCUAGAGGAGUAA